AUGGCCUGUGCAUCUCCAACUCUUCCAAACACAGUCUCAGAAAAUCCUCAAUCGUCCUUCUUAUUAAACUUGAUGGGGAAAAGGAUGGUUGUUAAAAUUGUCGAUGGUCGAAUUUUUGAUGGAUUAUUAAUGUGUACAGAUAAUUGUGGCAACAUUGCAAUGCGGGAUGUAAUAGAAUUUCAACCCAAGGACGAAGACAAUGCCGAAAUUAACACUAGAAAGCUAUAUUUAAUUACAAUCCGUGGGGAAUUCAUCAAACAGAUUUGUAUUGCAAAAAUGGACAAAGCAAAAUCAGAGUAUAACAUCCGUCUAAUUUUUGGAGUCGUGUCCCUGUAUUGGGUUGUCUCCAUUUCCCUUGUUUUUAUAAACAAAUGGCUGCUCAGCAAUUCCGAUACAUUGCUCGAUGCACCAAUGUUCGUCACUUGGUUCCAAUGCUUUAUCACAGUUCUGCUAUGUGUAAUUUUAGCAAAAAUCUCUAGUACCAUACCCGAUAAAUUUUCUUUCCCAAAUUUGGACUUUUCGUGGAAAACUUCUCUGACUGUUAUGCCUCUUAGUUGUGUCUUCUUUCUGAUGAUAUUUUUUAAUAACCUCUGUCUUAAGUACCUUGAUGUAGCAUUUUACUUUGUCGCUCGAUCACUUACAACGGUUUUCAAUGUGAUUCUUACCUACCUGAUUUUGCGCAAAACAACCUCAUUGAAGGCUAUAAUAUGCUGUGCUAUAAUUAUCGCAGGUUAUAUGGUCAGUGUUAUUCAAGAGAAUGGGCUAGGUACCCUGUCGCUGUCUGGUUUGUUCUAUGGUCUCUCUGCAAGUUUGGCUGUUUCGCUUUUCUCCAUUCUCACCUCAAAAGGACUAGCACUUGUGGAUGGAAGUGUUUGGCGUCUCACUUUCUAUAAUAAUUUAAACUCUUUCCUCCUCUUCAUAAUUGGCAUUGCAGUUUCUGGCGAAUGGAAGGAAUUACACUAUCUACCAACCACUUUCAGGUAUUAUUUUCAAUAUUAUAUGAAAACCAACAUGUUAUUUUGA
Molecule: messenger RNA, 1023 nt
Organism: Rodentolepis nana
Lineage: Eukaryota; Metazoa; Platyhelminthes; Cestoda; Cyclophyllidea; Hymenolepididae
Source: the annotation of a GenBank genome assembly